Molecule: messenger RNA, 1304 nt
Organism: Durio zibethinus
Lineage: Eukaryota; Viridiplantae; Streptophyta; Magnoliopsida; Malvales; Malvaceae
Source: RefSeq, a predicted model, not a curated record
AUGAGUGUGGGAAGACAAGCAGAAGUAGCAAAAACACACUUAAUGGGGUAUAUGGAAGAAAAAAGAGGCACAUGGACAUUGGGUGUUCCUCUUAAGUUUCAAUCAAAAUACCUUGUAACGGUAAACAGUGUUACUUGCAUAAAUUCGAGCUUUAGAUUGCUGAGAGCAUUUAUUACAAUAUACAUCAACAUUUCACCUCACUUUCUAUUAAACCCUUUUCCUCCUGGAUCAUCAAAACCAAGAGUAAAUUCUCAAACAUCAUAUUCACCUCUCAUAAGCUUGGAGCCUCCAAAAUCUGAGAUAUCUCUCUUUGAAACUUCAAGGAUCAUAUCAUUAUCAAAUGGCCCAGCUGCAAGUCUGAGAACCUCGAUGGAUAGCCAGAUGAAAGGAAAGCAACCAGAAGAAAAAGACCAUGAGCACCAAGAAGAUGUAAACUAUGAUCUUCUGUUGGAUCUGAGCUUCUCCAGCAAAGAUGAUUCGGAUUCGAAUCAAGAGCUGAAGCCUGAACUCAACCUCAUCGACUGUUUCAAGACGGAAUCACCCGAUGAUCAAGAUUCUUUGGAAAAUCCUCAUCAAGGUAAUGAAACUGAGCCUAGAGUAUUUUCAUGUAACUAUUGCCAAAGAAAAUUUUAUAGCUCACAGGCUCUAGGAGGGCACCAAAAUGCACAUAAGCGAGAAAGAAUAUUAGCGAAACGAGGACAGCGGAUUGGUGCAGUCUCUUUUUCAGCUUUCAGUCACCCUAAUACACAUCUUAGGCGAUAUUCUAGCAUGGCUUCCCUUCCUUUGCAUGGUUCUUUCAAUAAAUCACUUGGAAUUCAAGUGCACUCUAUGAACUACAAGCAAUCUUUUGUUCCAUCAGCACAUAUUUAUGGGCAUAAUAGAUGGUAUAGAUCCCCUAUUGAUCAAAAACUGCCAAUUGCUCAUCUUUCAAUUGAGAAUUCUCAUGUAGGAAUUAAUGGUGAAUCAUCAGCAAGUGGUGAUGCUGCAAGAUUCGAAAGUAGUGUACGAAAGUUUGGUCCAGCAACGGAGGGGAUGGGCACCGAUCAAGAUGAGUUGAAGCUUGACUUGUCUUUGAAGCUCUAAGUAGUCUAGUUUAAUUCUUCCUUCUUGUUUAAUUGUUCUUGUUUUUCUAGAGUUUUUUUCUUUGAUUUUUAAUUGCAUCUUUUGUAAUUGCAUUUUGGUUUCAGAGGACUUGAAGAGAUUUUGCUAUUGGCAAUUCUAAAGUUGGAAAAACUUUCCCGAUUCUACAACUUUGAGGCUUGAAAGUGUGAACUUCAAAGUUUCCUUAUGCGCUCUAAUGUGCU